UGUCUGCCUCUGAUGUGCUGUUCACAUCUGUUCACUGAAAGUAGUCUUUGGAGGUGAGCGUCCCGUGAGGUUGAACGCAGAAGCAAAGUCAAGUUUAUAUGAUGAUGACGAUGAUGAAGGUGGGGUUGCCCUUCUCUCUUCUCUCUCUUUGGCUCAGCUUCGGCAGUGCUGAUGCGACUGGUUUGAAAGAGCCGCAGAUAUGCUACAUCUUGGACGCGGUUUUGUUCAUCUAUGGGAUUGUUCUCACUGUCCUGUACUGCAGAAUGAAGAUGCGAAGUAAACAAGCAGAAAGAUAUUCAGGGAAGAAAGAUGCCGGUGAAGGGGUUUAUGAGGGUCUCAAGCCUCACGAUCAGGACACCUAUGAGACCAUCAAAAUGAAACAAGGAAAACAAUGAGACUCGAGGCAAAAGGAGAGAAGAAAGUUUCUGGGCUCAAUACCACUAUCAUCUUAAGCAUAUACCUACUGUAAAUAAGCUGUCAAGCAAUUACAAGAAGAAUGUUUUUUGCUUAAUAACUAAUAAUAUAUUGUAAUAACUAACAUCAGGCUUUUUGUUUGCCGUUUGUUUGGCAGACAGACUCCAAAAAGAGAUAAUUAAAUAAUCAAAUAGAAUGCCAAAGGAACAUGUAUUUUUGAAUGAUCAUUCUACUGGUGUAAUAAUUUAAAUGUAGUAUUAUUAUUAUUAUUUUUUUUUAUGAAUGUAUUUUCCUUUUCGCCUUUAAACUACAUUUAAAGCUUCUAACAUAUAUACCGCAGCUGUGUCACUAUUUUUCGAGGCUAACUUCCUGCUCUAGCUUCUAUAGCAAUAUGCCACCAACCCCACAGAGUCCGAGUCAUUUCCUGUUUUAAAGAGUGCAUUGGGGGUAUGACAAAAAAGUGCAUCUGACUUUGACCACAGGUGUGACAGAUGGAAACAAAGCCGUGUUUGAUUUUAUAUGUGUGAAGGCCUUUUGUUUUUCCAUUGGUUUAAGAGUAAGCACUCAUUGUUUUGCUCUGUGGCAAUAAUAGUUUUUUUUUUCUGCUUCAUGUGGCGUUUGAGAAAACAACUAUAUAUGAAACAAAAAUUAUAUACCACUGAUGGUCAGGAUUUACUUUAAAUUUAUUAUAAGAGUAAAUUCAAUGAUAUAUAUUAAUGUAAAAAAUAUUGUUUCUCUAGUUAUGCUUACACUGUUUUGUUGUUGUUGUUGUUGUUUUCAAUAUCUAAUAUCGUCAUUAUAUAAUGGUCUGAUUUCCUUUCCAUAAAGUAAUCUGUUUUCGGCUCUUACAUCAAUAGAUUUGCAGAUUAAAUUUGUAUUUUUUUAUUUAUUUAUUUUUUAUUAGUAGUAAUAUUUUUUUUGCGGUUUAAUCAACUUGGAAUUAAAGCACACUUACAGUAUGUGAUAUGAAAAAUAAUGAGACUACUGUAUUUAGACAGUGAAAUGACAUUGUCUUCUUUAUUUCAAAAUUGUCUUUUUUUCAGUCUUACAUCAAUAGAUUUUAAGACCGUGCUGAUGAUACACAAUCCUACUAUCUGUAAAAUAAAUACAAUGGUCAAAACAGUGCCUACAAUUCUAACAUUUUAUAAUUAAAUUGUUGGGUUUUAUUUUGUCAAAUUAUAAAAAUAAUUUUUUGAAUAUAAAAAUAAUAUAGUUGGACAUUUUGAAAACUAAAAAGAAUAAAAUGUUUAUUUUUAUUAAUUA
This is a messenger RNA of Carassius carassius (crucian carp), 1677 nucleotides long. Its product is annotated as high affinity immunoglobulin epsilon receptor subunit gamma-like. Bases 99 to 395 code for a protein of 98 amino acids. The transcript has 5 exons. The record is from RefSeq and is a predicted model, not a curated record. Gene Ontology annotation, biological process: cell surface receptor signaling pathway. Gene Ontology annotation, cellular component: Fc-epsilon receptor I complex. NCBI's taxonomy places the organism in Eukaryota, Metazoa, Chordata, Actinopteri, Cypriniformes, Cyprinidae. Gene Ontology annotation, molecular function: IgE receptor activity.